AUGCAAGUAGGGAACCAACACAUUCGCCCCUCCGUCCAAGAUCACUGGAACCUCCUGCUAGACACCUGCGGAAUCUUUUUCUCGGUUGUCCGUCUCGGAAUGUUAUCCUUUACCGGAUCUCACACGUCGAAUUUCGAUGAGAUGAUCUUCGGUUCCACGGAGGAGCUUGAAGUCAUCCGUGUUUCAGCAUUCAUAUGCCUUCACAAGAGGGAUCUAGCUUGCUUGCAAGAGUACGUGGGAGGAGCCGCAUGGGUCUUCGGUCCGAAUCAACUCGAGAGAGGUGCCUAUCAUGUUUCUAUUGACAUGAAAACAUUCUCUGACCUUUGGGGUCCUUUGUGGGCAUGUUCAGAAUCUGAGCAUCCCCCUGGGUUCCAAGAAAUGUAUACGGAAGGUGGUGUCAUCCGGCCUCAUCCCGACGAUACGAGUACAUACCGAUCAGAAGACGAGUUGAGGUGUCACUGGGAACCCUUAUCGACACUCGAAAUUCGUGCAAGAAUGAGGGGAUCGCAAUGCUCGCCGAGAACCGCAUCAGCCGACUACCGCAUCGGCUCCAGAAAAAUGCUCAUCGGGGCCGGAGAACAUGUUUCAGAGCAGAUUCAGACUGAGACAAGGAGCGAACCAUCAAUUCCUACGAAUGUGCUUCCACAUUUCAAAGACAACGAAAAAUGCCCGAUGAGUCACUCAUUCCUAUGUAGCAGGCGCCAGAUGAGGGUACCAGGGACAUACGGCUCGACGUAUGAGCCAGACUCGUACGCCGUCAACGCUGCAACAGGCUACAAGUUUACCAUCGGCGGUGCAAAAGGGUGGAAGCGCAGGCCGGCAAAGUCACUCAAAGAAAGAUUGCUCACUAUCCUUAGCGGAAUGAAAGGGAAGAUCAUACCACUACUGAAGGCUAAUGUUGGACUGGAGAUCAGCCGCUGUUCCAUCAAUGCGAGACGCGUCACUCUUUGGGAUGCUUUAACCAUAGCGCACGCGGGAAAGAAAAUCGCCAGCAGUGGAGCGGGAGACCAACUAUCCCUUCCACAUUUCUGCACUCACUUCAUUGGGCAGAUAGCAUGCAUUGCAGAAUGCUGGAAUCUGGCCGGAGCCUUGAGCAGGGCUGGAGUGUCUUUCAAGGAGGACACGCUCAUUGACGUAGCGCCCGGCGACAGUUCCGAAGCAUCCGAGUCCAAGUCAAAAGUUCGCGAGCUGGUUGUUGACGCAGUUGCAGAGUUGGAGCAAACGGGUGUCGAUCAGACGGAUGUUCUCCAAGCCUUUUACCCUUACGUUGAGGCUCCAACAGCCGUUUGCCUCGAUAUAAAAUCAAAGAAUAUGAAUGAAAGCAACAACUGGAUAUCCAUGGUCAAGGAGAGCCCUUCUACGGCGUGUUUUGCUGUCAUGAGUGACAGCUGCCUGGUUUCUCCACUCACCGGCUCAUCUCUCAACCCUAACUAUGGAAGGUGCUUAAUGGAUCCCGCCUUCAGCCAGAAGAAACGCUGUAGUCUCUUGCAAACUGUACUUUACAGGAGCAACUCUGAGAAAAGUGGGAAAUUAUCAGCACAAUCAGAGAGACGAAAAUCUACUCGAGGUCUCCCAUAUGGAGAAGACCUGUUCCUUGAGAACGUUGGAACGCUGAAGCCAGUCAAUCGAAGUGGUCUUGUUUUUGAAUUGAGCUGCAAGCCGUGGAAUCUUUUCCUGAAGGGGCACACCGAGGUAAAAGAGCUCAUGUUCGAUGAGCACGGAACUGACUUGAGGGGAACCUACUUUAUUGUAUGA
Diplodia corticola is the source of this 1755-nucleotide messenger RNA. RefSeq lists its product as uncharacterized. The coding region runs from base 1 to 1755 and encodes 584 amino acids. The transcript has a single exon. Lineage: Eukaryota; Fungi; Ascomycota; Dothideomycetes; Botryosphaeriales; Botryosphaeriaceae. The record is from RefSeq and is a predicted model, not a curated record.